Molecule: messenger RNA, 558 nt
Organism: Fulvia fulva
Lineage: Eukaryota; Fungi; Ascomycota; Dothideomycetes; Mycosphaerellales; Mycosphaerellaceae
Exons: 1
Coding region: 1-558 (185 amino acids)
Source: RefSeq, a predicted model, not a curated record
AUGGCAGCCGCCGAAGAUAACCACUGCAGAAUACUGGAGCUGCCUGCGGAGCUUCGAAAUCGCAUUUACCGCCUCACGUUGAGCCAAGAAGAACAGAUGGACGUCACUGAAACUGGCUUCGAAAUCCCUGGUGUGCUGAAGACAUGUCGACAGAUCCGAUCCGAAGCAUUGGCCAUCUACUUCUACGAAAACAGAUUUCGCGUGACCGGAGCCAGCUGGAACAGCGACACGCUGUUCAAACUUACCUCAACGAUCAAAUCUAUGGGUCUUGACACGGAGAAGAUGCCCGUGGAUGGUCGGUGGACCCUUGGCCCGCCUAGCUGGAAGAACUUGAUGCUGUGGUUACAACGAUACCACGCGCAGGAGCUGCAACUGAGACCUUCCAGGCCAGCCUCGAUGCUCAAGAUCGAGGUCAAGGACCCAGUACGAUACGCAGUGGGAAGCUUGGGCGUGAUAGUCGACCGGUCGCGAGAUCAAUCUUGGACUCGAGUCAAGAAGACUCUGGACGCUCUGAGGCCGAUGUUGAUCAUUCUGAACAGGCGGUGGGAAGAGGACUAA